Molecule: messenger RNA, 2415 nt
Organism: Seminavis robusta
Lineage: Eukaryota; Bacillariophyta; Bacillariophyceae; Naviculales; Naviculaceae
Source: the annotation of a GenBank genome assembly
AUGUCCUCCUCUGUGCUUUACGUUCCGGACGAUGAGGAAGAUCAAUCCUAUGUGAGUGCCAACUCGGCAGCCCUACGCAACGACCAACUCCGUCGCCGCACUGAAGCGGUUGCGAACUUGGCGGCGAACCGUGAGACGAAGAUGGUCUUUUCGUUGAAGAUUCUGGUCAUGCUCUUGCUGCUGGCUUCCACGGCCAUGGCUUCUGCUGGCGUUUACCGAUAUUCGACCAAUGAUCAGACCAUGGAAUUUGAGCGCGACUUUGAAUCGUACAGUGCCAAAAUGACCGAAAAUUUUCGUCUCGCUGUGGACCGAAAGCUUGGGGCCAUUGCCUCCAUGGCCAAUGCGAUGACUACAUACGCCCAAGAUACAAAUGCUACGUUUCCGUUUGUGACCUUGAGCAACUUUCCGGUACGAGCUUGUGAUUUGAGGGUGCUAGCCGAGGCGCUCAUGAUCAUCUGGACCCCACUGAUCAAUGACACCAAUCGAUUGGAAUGGGAAGAGUGGGCCUUUAUGAACCGGUACCAGCAAAACAGGGCGUUUGAACAAGAAGCCAAACUGAGGCAAAGACAAGACGCUGCCUUUGCUGCCAAGGCACAGCAGCAGCAGCAAGCCAUGACAAGUGAUACUGGCGAACGAUUCCUCCAGCAGCAGCCUCCGCCCAAAGACUCCAACAUGCUGCAAGAUGAAUCGGACUAUCACUUGAGAAUCUACAAGGGUGGACCCUGGAACAACAGUGCGGAAGCCGAUGGUUCCGGCCACUACCUACCUGUGUGGCAACGAAGUCCGGCCGUGACUCCCAACCAAAAGUUGCUCAACUUCAACUUUGCAACUUCGAAUGUCUUUUCGGAUGUCCUCCCAGUUAUUCUAGAUGAUCCAAAAGUUGUCAUUAACAAAGCCGAAGUUGUUCCGCCCCAGUUUCAGCAAACAAUGACGUACACCUUGAGAGGAAGUCAAUAUCGCAAUGACGUGGAUGAGUACCUCUUGGAUCCUCUGUCUUUCAUGGCCUAUCCGGUCUUUGAUUCGCUGGAUGUUGACAACCGAAAACUCGCGGGCCUCCUCAUCUCCAACCUCUAUUGGCGCAUGUACUUUUUGAACACGUUGCCACCAUCGGCCAAGGGAAUCGUCUGUGUGCUGAGCAACUCCUUCAACCAGACGCUCAGCUACCGAGUCGACGGCCCCGAUGUGGAGUUCCUGGGAGAGGACGAUUUCCAUGACCCCAAGUAUUCAAACAUGGUAGUGACGGAAGAUAUUACUUCCUUUGUCAAGGAUCAGACCAGCAUCGAAACAAGAGCAUACAUGACUGUCCCGUUGCAUGAUACAUUUGGUCUAUACACACUCAAGAUAUAUCCAAGUGCCGAGACUGAAGCUGUUUACCGGUCCAAUGAACCCAUCUUCUACAUGAUCCUCGUUGGUUCUGUGUUUUUGUUGACGGCAUUUGUGUUCAUCGCUUUUGACUUUUGGGUCGAGCGAAGGCAAAAGAUUGUCGUCGAGCAAGCCGCCGUCUCGGGAGCAAUCGUCAACAGUCUGUUCCCCGAAACGGUGCAAGAUCGCCUGUACGAAGAUGAAGCCAAAUCCAAAAAGGAAGGAACAGGUGCCUGGAAACAUCAAGAGGGCAACGUAGAAGGUCUUGAAGCACUCAGCGAAGGUCAGCACAGCAUGAACAAUCAGAGUCGUUUGGGAAACCAGAUUGCAGACUUGUAUCCUGAUGCGACCAUCAUGUUUGCGGACUUGAAAGGCUUCACUAGUUGGUCGUCCUCCCGCAGUCCCAGCGAAGUCUUUUGCCUCUUGGAAUCUCUGUACAAUGCUUUCGAUGCCAUCGCCCUGCAACGUGGUGUCUUCAAAGUAGAGACUAUUGGAGAUUGCUAUCUUGCAGUUUGCGGCUUGCCACAGCCCAACCCUGAUCACAGCACGAUAAUGGUGAAGUUCGCUGGUUCUUGUCUAUCCAAGAUGAACGAACUCGUCAAAAAGCUCGGUGAGCAGCUUGGUGCAGAAACGGAAAAGCUGCAGCUUCGUGUGGGUCUCCACAGUGGACCAGUAACGGCGGGAGUACUCAGGGGACAGAAGUCUAGGUUUCAGCUGUUUGGUGACUCUGUAAAUGUCGCUUCGAGGAUGGAAUCGACUGGUCAAGGAGGGCGCAUUCAAGUUUCUGAGGACACCGCAGAGCAACUACGAGCCCGAGGGCACGGAGACUGGUUGAAAGCCAGGAGAGAUCCAGUGGAGGCAAAGGGCAAAGGGACAUUGUCGACCUAUUGGAUUGUGUUUGCCGGUGCGGGAACUCGUGCAAGUACAUGUAUCUCCGAAGGACACCACAGCAGACUCGAUUUUUCUUGUAGGCUUCAGAGUGAAGAGUCGAGCGAACCAAGCUCGGAUUCCACUGGUGAUAGAGAGGUCUAUGAUGCGGAGCUUCCCUGCUAG